Messenger RNA from Coccidioides immitis RS, 432 nucleotides. RefSeq lists its product as uncharacterized. Gene Ontology annotation, cellular component: membrane. The record is from RefSeq and is a predicted model, not a curated record. Gene Ontology annotation, molecular function: transmembrane transporter activity. The transcript is spliced from 3 exons. Lineage: Eukaryota; Fungi; Ascomycota; Eurotiomycetes; Onygenales; Onygenaceae. Bases 1 to 432 code for a protein of 143 amino acids.
AUGAUCACGACCCUGGGCUCCCUGUUGCUGGUCACAUUGCCGCUGGACGCGACUGGCGCGCUGCUCUUUGCGCUGUAUAUCCUACCCGCGGUCGGCGGAGGGUAUGCCGUGCUCAUGGAUCUCCAGAUCGCGAAUAUCGCAGGCUACACGAAGCGCUCGAUUGCGUCUUCGGGUCUGUAUAUCGGAUACUGUCUCGGGAACUUCGUCGGUCCGCUCAUCUUCUUCGAGAGAGACGCACCCCGCUACGUCCCCGGGUUCGUCAUCGUGGUCGUCACUUCUUUUGUAGCUCCUGCUUUGGUCCUCGUGUACCGGUUCGUCUGCAUCUGGGAUAACCGCAGACGAGACAAGGCUGGUAUCGCAGAGCGAUUCGAGAAUGCGUACCAGGAUGAUUUCACUGACAAGACGAACCCUCAAUUCCGGUAUAUCUUGUAA